UGCUACUACAGGUGUAGCAUGUAGCAUGUGGCAGUCAUUAUGACGCCCACGCGUCGCCUGACUGGCUACUGAUAGCAGAAGUGAUGAUGGUGACGAAUAUGAUGAUGGUGAUCACUGCAGUUGUUGCUACGGAGAGCUACGGAAAUAGAAACGAAGAAGGAGGUGGAAUGGAAGCUUCUUGUCUUCCCAAGCUUCCGAUCGUACGCAGCCAGCCAGGAAGCAUGUUAAGGGUAGUAAUCGUCUCAUUCAGCGAGCAAAAGAAUUCUCGGAGAGCUUUCGCGUGCAUGUAUUCCUUUUGUACGGGAUGACCUUCUGAUGGCUAUAUAUUAACGUCAGGUUUUCCGCCUUACGCGUCACUUCUAGUCGGAUUUUCUUGUACUCGGGCGGAUCGGUUUCGGUGAUCGGUGGGUUCUUCCGCGGGAAGCGUUCAAUUGAUAGAUCCUUUUUUUUUUUGAGAAGUCGGUUUUCAAUAUGCGUUUUCCGGGAAGCAGUGCAAUGUGGUUCGUCGCUACAUUCGUGUUUGUUCAUAAACCAACGGAAAGCCAAAUCAACUUUUCGUCGCUUCCCUGUGCUGGUUCCAGCCGUCAGCAACGAAUAGUUGGUGGUCAUGAUUCCGUGCGUGGCCAAACCACCUAUAUCGCUAGUCUCAUGAGACGUGGUGGUCAUUAUUGUGGUGCAUCUAUUCUCAAUGAGAGAUGGUUUCUUACGGCUGGCCACUGCGCAUGCAACGGUCUAAAGAAACCAAUUCGCCCCAGCCAGAUAAAAGCAAUAGUCGGUUUGUACAAAAUCUCCGAAUUCAACAGAAACCAAAUAGAUAACGAUGUAGGCAAUUCGUACGAGAUGACUAUCCAAGCCAUAAUUUUCCACCCGGAGUAUGCUUGCAGUCAGCCCUACAACGAUAUAGCUCUAAUGGAGGCGUCCAAGUUGAUCUACUUCGAUCAGCACGUUCGUCCGAUUUGCAUAGCCAGCAAACAUGAUUCUUCGGCUUUAGUAGAAGGAACGACUGCUAUUGUUUCUGGCUGGGGCUGGAACCAGGAGAGUCAAAAGGACGGCGACAAACCCGAUACGCUUCAACGUGCCAUAGUGGAUGUGUUCCGAAACGAAGAUUGUGAGGGUUUUUAUCGAGAUGGAAAUCGACCACGUGCCAUUGCCAGAACGCAAUUAUGUGCAGGAAAACGAACCGGUGGGGUCGAUUCCUGCUGGGCAGACUCCGGAGGCCCACUGGUUACUGGUGACGACGUGCUGAUUGGAAUUGUUUCCACUGGAAUAGGUUGUGCGAGACCAGGGUUUCCGGGAAUCUACACGAGAGUCAGUGAAUAUUCCAGCUGGAUCAGCGAAGUAGUGCAUAAGUGAUCGCUAUGUGUCUUGUCAGUGGUUGUCUAGU
Aedes albopictus (Asian tiger mosquito) is the source of this 1384-nucleotide messenger RNA. Its product is annotated as trypsin-1. Lineage: Eukaryota; Metazoa; Arthropoda; Insecta; Diptera; Culicidae. The record is from RefSeq and is a predicted model, not a curated record. Gene Ontology annotation, biological process: proteolysis. Bases 472 to 1353 code for a protein of 293 amino acids. Gene Ontology annotation, molecular function: serine-type endopeptidase activity. The transcript is spliced from 3 exons.